ACUAUGAUCAACAUAAGAGCUUUCGUUUUCUUCCAAAUGUCGGAAUCUAUGAAUCUUUACCUGGCACGUAAGCCAUACUAUUAUAUUAUCUCCGUUGGUAAAUCUUUCCACCUGGGGCGAGCAUGGCAAAUUCUCAACUCCCAGCUACCUUCUGUGUCUUGCAGAGAAGCUUUGUAAUGACACCGAGGUGUCUCUCUGCAACCCAACGUCCGACUCAAGAAGAAACAAUGGUGGCAAAGUAGAAGCACGCAUUUUGUUUUAGGUGAGAAGAAGAUUCUGUAAUUCGUGAUACCGCAGACUUACUGUUCGUUUCAACUCUGUUCAGACGAGUUGCGCUAGUUGACUUGUUUUGAGGGGCUCAUUCCUUGGAGAUGAUUCUUUUGCUAGGUGCUUGCUUCCUUCUUCUCAUCACCACCAUCUUCGCAAUUCGCUUCUCUCCCAGCUCCAAUCUUCCUCCAGGCAAUCUCGGAUGGCCGAUCGUCGGGGAGACCCUCCAGUUCCUGGCCCUGUUUAGAAAGAACAAGGCAUACAGCUUCUUCCACGAGCGCAUGGCCAAGCAUGGGGGAGUGUUCAAGACGAGCCUGCUCGGCUCCCCCACCAUCGUCAUGCCCGGCCCAGACGGGAAUAAGUUCCUCUUCUCCCAAGAGAACAAGCUCGUUGUAGGAUGCUGGCCUCCUUCCACUGCUAGCUUGCUCGGCCCGUGCUCGCUAGCAGUCCAGACUGGCCAAGAACACCGGCGACUACGGGAAGUGUUCAUGACGUUCCUCAGCAGCCAAGCCCUCGGAAGAUAUCUUCCAAAGCUCUGCUUGCUUGCACAGAGUUUCCUCCAGUCGAAGUGGAAUGAAGAGGCCGUCGUCACUGUAGCACCGCUGGUCCAGAGCUUCGUAUUCUCGGCUGCCUGUAAUCUGUUCCUGAGCAUGGACAAGGAGUCAGACCAAGAGCUCCUCCUGGUUCCGUUCUACAAGUUUGUGAAAGGAAUGAUGUCUCUGCCAGUGCAUUUCCCAGGGACCCGUUACUACGAGGCGUUGAAAAGCCGGGAGGCAAUACUUCGGCUACUGGAUCCGGUCAUUUCCGCCAGAAAGAAAGAGCUGCUUGCGAAUCCCACAGACGACCGGGACAUGCUAUCGGUUCUCCUCACAACCUGUGACGAAGAUGGGAAACUUAUAUCAGAGAACGAGAUAGAAGACAACGUACUAUUGAUGCUGUUUGCCGGACAUGAGACGGUCUUUCGCGCUCUCACGAUCACCAUGAAGAUGCUAACUGACAACCCACACUGGAAAGAGGAGCUCUAUCAAGAGCAUUUGGAGAUCAGAGCAUCUAAAAGCAAACCCGAUUACGUACUGGAAUGGAAUGACCUGAGGAAAAUGAAGUUGACAUGGUGCUCGGUACAGGAGUCCAUGAGGUUGUAUCCGCCGUCUCCAGGUGCUACAAGAAAAGCCACACAAGAAUUUGAGUACGCUGGAUAUCGUAUUCCAGAGGGAUAUAAACUCAUGUGGUCUGUUAACACUUCCCGGAUGAAAGACGAGUUCUUUCCGGAACCUCAAAAGUUUGAUCCUCUCAGGUUUCAAGGCAAUGGCCCAGCUCCUUACGUCUUCACACCGUUUGGAGGAGGGCCUCGGACGUGCCCUGGAAAUGAAUUUGCAAAGAUGGAGAUGCUCGUUUUCUUGCAUUACCUGCUGCUAAGCCACGACUGGAAGCCUGUGAUCACAAAUGAAGGUAUUAUAGUGGAAACAGCGCCUCUGCCGGCCCAUGGUUUGCCUGUGAAGCUCAGCAAGAGAUGAUCGUCAGAAUCUAUCCAUGGAACUUUACCUGA
Messenger RNA from Selaginella moellendorffii, 1813 nucleotides. Its product is annotated as cytochrome P450 716B1. Bases 372 to 1781 code for a protein of 469 amino acids. The record is from RefSeq and is a predicted model, not a curated record. The transcript has 3 exons. Gene Ontology annotation, biological process: sterol metabolic process. Gene Ontology annotation, molecular function: monooxygenase activity; heme binding; iron ion binding. Lineage: Eukaryota; Viridiplantae; Streptophyta; Lycopodiopsida; Selaginellales; Selaginellaceae.